AUGAAAGAAACUAUCAUGAAUCAAGAAAAACUAGCUAAGCUUCAAGCUCAAGUGCACAUCAGUGGGAAGGGUACUGCCUGUAGAAAGAAGGUGGUUCACAGAACAGCAACAGCAGAUGACAAGAAGCUUCAGUUUUCAUUAAAGAAACUUGGAGUAAAUAACAUCUCUGGUAUUGAAGUGGUAAACAUGUUUACCAACCAGGGCAUUGCCAUCCACUUCAACAACCCUAAAGUUCAAGCAUUUUUAGCAGCUAACACUUUCACAAUCAGAGGCCAUGCUGAGACAAAGCCGCUGACUGAAAUGCUACCUAGCAUCUUAAACCAGCUUGGUGCUGACAGUCUGACCAGCUUGAUGAGACUAGCAGAGGCUCUGCCCAAACAACCUGUGGAUGGAAAAGCACCUCUUGCUACUGGUGAGGAAGAUGACGCUGAAGUUCCAGAUCUUGUGGAGAACUCUGAUGAGGCAUCAAAGAACAAAUCAAACUGAACUGUCACUUUGAGUAAAACUUGAACAUUACAUGGAGCUGCUAUUUCAUAUUGUGACUUUUUAUUUGUAACAUUUUUGUACUGAUCUUAAGAAGUCUAAGAUCUCUAAUUGGAAACUC
Messenger RNA from Podarcis muralis (Common wall lizard), 604 nucleotides. The record is from RefSeq and is a predicted model, not a curated record. Lineage: Eukaryota; Metazoa; Chordata; Lepidosauria; Squamata; Lacertidae.